This is a messenger RNA of Trichechus manatus latirostris (Florida manatee), 558 nucleotides long. RefSeq names its product cellular retinoic acid binding protein 2 (gene CRABP2). The record is from RefSeq and is a predicted model, not a curated record. Gene Ontology annotation, cellular component: nucleus; cytosol. Gene Ontology annotation, molecular function: fatty acid binding; retinoic acid binding. The transcript is spliced from 4 exons. Bases 142 to 558 code for a protein of 138 amino acids. Lineage: Eukaryota; Metazoa; Chordata; Mammalia; Sirenia; Trichechidae. Gene Ontology annotation, biological process: fatty acid transport.
GCUUUGGGGUUGCCCUGGGUCGUUUCCUAGCUCGGGAGUCUCGCAACUCCGUGAAGGCGGCAACGUCUAUCUCUGCUAGAGGACUCUGCGUCCAGUGCUCCAGCCGAAGAACCUCAGGGGACCACCAUCCGCGCCGCCACCAUGCCCAACUUCUCUGGCAACUGGAAGAUCAUUCGGUCGGAAAACUUUGAGGACUUGCUCAAAGUGCUGGGCGUGAACAUGAUGUUGAGAAAGAUUGCCGUGGCUGCGGCAUCUAAGCCAGCGGUGGAGAUCAAACAGGAGGGAGACACUUUCUACAUCAAAACCUCUACCACCGUUCGUACCACGGAGAUCAACUUCAAGGUUGGGGAGGAGUUUGAAGAGCAGACCGUGGAUGGGAGACCCUGUAAGAGCCUGGUGAAAUGGGAGAGUGAGAACAAACUCAUCUGUGAGCAGAGGCUUCUGAAGGGAGAGGGCCCCAAGACCUCCUGGGCCAGAGAACUGACUAACGAUGGCGAGCUGAUCCUGACCAUGACGGCAGACGACGUUGUGUGUACCAGGGUCUAUGUCCAAGAGUGA